This is a messenger RNA of Mugil cephalus (flathead mullet), 12742 nucleotides long. It is a transcript of the gene cacna1ia, whose product is annotated as calcium voltage-gated channel subunit alpha1 Ia. Gene Ontology annotation, biological process: neuronal action potential; calcium ion import; membrane depolarization during action potential. The transcript has 37 exons. Gene Ontology annotation, cellular component: voltage-gated calcium channel complex; voltage-gated sodium channel complex; plasma membrane. Lineage: Eukaryota; Metazoa; Chordata; Actinopteri; Mugiliformes; Mugilidae. The record is from RefSeq and is a predicted model, not a curated record. Bases 1947 to 8918 code for a protein of 2323 amino acids. Gene Ontology annotation, molecular function: voltage-gated sodium channel activity; low voltage-gated calcium channel activity.
AGGAGGAUAAACGGAGAGUAAUGGCCUACGUAAAUGCAUAACCUCUUUCCAAAUGAGAAGGUUUCAGCACCACGGACAGCUCCGGCGAGGCCUGGCUGUAGCGUGUCGCUGUCCACGGUGCUGAAACCGAAUCCAAACGAAGGAGGGAGUUUCUAAACGCGGCGCUGCCUCUGAACUUCAAAAAACUGACAUUUUCCUCCCACCUGAUUCUCCAUCAGCACUAAACCGACUUCUCUUUCAUCUCCCCAGGACCUCGACUUGACUCCAUUUCCGCUGCUGAUACAACAUACACGGCGUGUUGUCUCAUCACAUGCCGAGGUGUCGCCACCCACUCGCCCAACGACGGUCUCUCUGUCUCGGUGCGUGUGCGCGACGCCGUCCCCAUGUGAAGGGGGUGGGUUUUCAAAGUUGCGCCUCGCGUUCGCGCCGCGGCCGUGCGUUCGCUUGUCCGAUCUCACUCCGAAGAAAAAAGAUCAUCGCGUGUGUGUGUAUGCGCGCGCGCGCACUUAACGCUGCAUUGCCACGGCGCAUUAAACGCUUGGUGCGAGCUGGUUACGAACACAUAAGCACGACUCUUCAAAUGUUAAAUACGCCAUAAUGUGCGGCAGUUUUUUUUUUUUGUUUUUUUUUAAUUUUUCGUCCAAAUUGUGUGGGCUGUGUCGUGUGGAGAUGGCAAACGCGCAAAGAGGAUCCUUUGUGUGGUCUUAAAUUUAGAUGAGUUCAUCUGGAUUUAACGCGUGAUUUCACGGCAGAACACAAACUAAAAUAGAGGAAUGUGUCUCCAAAAUAAGCAGCAGCAUGCCCCCAACGACUCUCUCUCUCCCUCACUCCCCCUCUCCCUCUCCCUCUCUCUCUCUCCCUCCCUCUCUCCCUCACACUCUUUCGUUCAGACUUCACCCACUGGAAGAGAUUUUUGACGCGCCACAGACAAAUUAACACGGAGCGUGGGAAUGACUAGAGAAGAUCCACCUUUCUUUUUUUGUUUUCCUUUUCUUUUCUUUUUUUGUUAGUCUGAAAACAUUUCAAGACAUUUAACAGAUCCUUUGGCUGAAGCUUUUCGGGAGAUAUUUUGGCCGGGGCUUGACAGAUGCGCCACUCGCCGUCGCGGAUCCCACCGGGAGGAGGUCUGGACGCACGAUGAAGUGAAGACCGUACUCUCACUGAAAUCUUUCUGUGUGUGUGUUUUAGUCUGCCGGGGAGGAAAAUUUAACUGUUGCAGUUGAAAACAGGCACGCCUUUUUCUUUUCUUUUUGGAUGCAGCGUCUGGGAAUAUCAAGUUGAGCCCCGGAAUUGUUGAGGGGUAUGCUCUGAGAAGAUGUCAAAUAUUUUGUGGGAACGUGGGAGAUGUCGCUGAAGAAGGCUGGUGCUGACUAUUUUUCUCCUGCUCCGUAGGAUUCUUUUCAUUUUUUUCCCUUCCCAGUGUGCUCAGUCAACGUGACCAUGCUCAAAAAAAGUGUUCCCAAAUUCCUUUGCGCAUACGGCUUAAAGUGGAACUCAAAAUAUUGAUUUUUCUCUUUUGGUUUUUUAAAAUUUCUGGUUCAAAUUUCUCUUAGGAGGUUUGUGAUAAUAAAAGUUGGCAUUUUAAAAAAAAAAUCACAAUGAGAAUUACCCUUUGAUUUCCCUCUCGGCUCUCUGGAGAUGUGAGUCCAGUGGAGAUCAGUGCGCACCGCACAGAGUCACCAAGGAUUUUAACGCACAUCCCAGUAUUUUUUCUCUCGUCUGGGGGGGACCGGGCUUUGCGCCGCAGCACCGCAGCGACGUUCUCGCCUUUUUUUCCUCGCCGUGAUGCCUCCGUGUGCGCCGAUUCCGUAAAUGGGAAGUGGAUACUGAUUCUCCAUGGUGUUCGCCGGCCAGGUGCAGCGCGGAAGGCGAAACCUCGGCUGUUUCGUUCAGUGAAUCCUGAACACACCUUUUUUAAUGUCCGUCAAGACCUCAGCUGGGUUGCCAUGACGAGCGAGGAGUGUCCUGUGCCGCUGGGGAGCCUUUCCCCGGCAGGGCCAGGGCAGAGCGAGGACUACGGCUCGGCACAGGCUGAUGACAUCAUCGAGGAGGUGGGUCCGGGGGAUGACGUCAGUCUCGGCAGCGACCUGAGCACCCUGGUGGUGCCCUUCCCGGAGCUGGCGCCCGUGGUCUUCUUCUGCCUCAAGCAGACCACCUGUCCUCGCAACUGGUGCAUCCGUAUGGUCUCCAGCCCGUGGUUCGAGAGGAUUAGCAUCAUGGUGAUCCUGCUCAACUGCGUGACGCUGGGCAUGUACCAACCCUGUGAGAACAUCGACUGCACCUCGGACCGCUGCCAGAUACUGCAGGCCUUCGACGCAUUCAUCUACAUCUUCUUUGCACUGGAGAUGGUGGUAAAGAUGGUGGCACUUGGGAUCUUUGGCCGUCGCUGUUACCUGGGAGACACGUGGAACAGGCUGGACUUCUUCAUCGUCAUGGCUGGGAUGGUAGAGUACUCACUGGACCUGCAGAACAUCAACCUGUCAGCCAUACGGACGGUGCGGGUCCUUCGGCCACUCAAAGCCAUCAACAGAGUGCCAAGUAUGCGUAUCCUGGUCAACCUGCUGCUCGACACUCUGCCCAUGCUGGGAAACGUGCUGCUGCUCUGCUUCUUCGUCUUCUUCAUCUUCGGCAUCAUCGGGGUGCAGCUGUGGGCGGGGCUCCUGAGGAACCGAUGCUACCCGGAGGAGAACUUCACCCUCUCUUCGGGCAUGGCCCUGCCGGCGCCGUACUACCGGCCGGAGGAAGACGACGAGCGGCCCUUCAUCUGCUCCCUGGGGUCCGACAACGGCAUCAUGUCGUGCACCGACGUCCCGGCGAGGCGGGAGGGGGGGCGCACCUGCUGCCUGGACAAGGAGGACGCCCUGCACAGGCAGGCUCUGGGCCUGAGCCCCGAGCCCCUGGCCAACGGCAGCGGCGCCGGCGAAGCCAUAGGCCUGUGCAUAAACUGGAACCAGUAUUACACCCGGUGCCACACUGGGAGCAGUAACCCCCAUAAAGGUGCCAUCAACUUUGACAACAUCGUCUACGCCUGGAUCGUAAUAUUUCAGGUGAUCACUCUGGAGGGCUGGGUUGAGAUCAUGUAUUACGUAAUGGACGCCCACUCCUUCUACAACUUCAUCUACUUCAUCUUACUCAUCAUUAUCGGCUCAUUCUUCAUGAUCAACCUGUGCCUGGUGGUUAUCGCCACCCAGUUCUCCGAGACCAAACAGCGGGAGCACCAGUUGAUGCAGGAGCAGAGGGCUCAGUGCCUGUCCUCCUCCACCCUGGCCAGCAUGGCCGAGCCCGGGGACUGCUACGAGGAGAUCUUCCAGCUGGUCUGCCAUGUCCUCCGCAAGGCCAAGAGGAGGUCGGCGGCCCUCUACUACACGCUGAGGGGCAAGCCGCCGCCGGCUGGCGGAGGCAGGGGCAACAGGCGCGGCGGAGGGAACGUCAACGGAGAGCGGGCGCACUCCAGGCAUCCGAGAUCGUCCCACUGUCCACACCAAAGCAAGCAGGACCACAGCUCCCAGACGGUGUCCAACUCCAUCAGCCUGUCUGUCCCCCAAAACCCGGAGGACUGCCCCGUGUGCGCCCUGUCGCUGAAGGAGGGGGAGAGGGCGGCGGGGGGCGACGGCAGCGGCGACGAGAACGAGGAGGACGCCGUGAACGAGGCGGGCAAAGAGGAGAACCACCUGGAGGAGAGGGGGGACGGGGAGAGGAAGAGGAGGAGGACGUGCUUCGGCCGUUGCAGGGACCUUUGGAACGACAUGAGGAGGAAACUCUGGGGCAUCGUGGAGAGCAAGUACUUCAGCCGCGGCAUCAUGAUCGCCAUUCUCAUCAACACCAUCAGCAUGGGCAUCGAGCAUCACAACCAGCCGGACGAGCUGACCAAUGUCCUGGAGAUCUGUAACAUUGUCUUCACCAGCAUGUUCACCCUGGAGAUGAUCCUUAAACUGACCGCUUUUGGCUUCUUCGAGUACUUGAGGAACCCGUACAACAUCUUCGACGGCAUCAUCGUCAUCAUAAGUGUGUGUGAGAUCAUCGGGCAGGCGGACGGCGGUCUGUCGGUGCUGAGGACUUUCAGGCUGCUGAGGGUCAUUAAGCUGGUGAGGUUCAUGCCUGCGCUGAGGCGACAGCUGGUGGUGCUGAUGAAGACCAUGGACAACGUGGCCACCUUCUGCAUGCUCCUCAUGCUCUUCAUCUUCAUCUUCAGUAUCCUGGGAAUGCAUAUAUUUGGCUGUAAGUUCAGUUUGAAAACCGAGGCCGGGGACACGGUGCCCGACAGGAAGAACUUUGACUCCUUGCUCUGGGCCAUCGUCACUGUCUUUCAGAUUCUGACUCAGGAGGACUGGAACAUGGUGUUGUACAACGGCAUGGCGUCCACCUCUCCCUGUGCCGCACUCUACUUCGUCGCUCUCAUGACUUUCGGAAACUACGUGCUCUUCAAUUUACUAGUUGCCAUCUUGGUUGAGGGUUUCCAAGCCGAGGGCGAUGCAAACCGCUCCUACUCGGAUGAUGACAGGUCUUCCUGUAACUUUGACGAGAAUGAUAAGCAGAAAGACUCUCUGCACCUCUCAGACCCAAAGAUCUGCACCCUGACACCUAACGGACACCUGGACCUUCCGCCGCUGUCCGCCGGUCUGUUUCCUGGAGAGAGGUUGACCUUUACUCUCGGCUCCAGGAAGAAUAGUGUCAUUUCUCUUGGCAGGGCUAACCUGGAGCAGAGGGCUGUGUAUCCCGGUCGGGCUUACCACAACUGGGGGCGUCCGCUGCCCCCCCAGGCUCACGCCCUGUGGGCCCGCCGGUCCAGCUGGAACAACCUGGGAGGAAACCGGCCCUGCUCCUCCUCCUCCCCCUCCACGAGCCCAGCCUUCACCCCCACCUCCGCGAGGCCGUUCUACGGCUACGACCUGGGGGGCCUGGGAGGAGUGGUCGGCGGGAGCCUCCGCAUCCGGGGCCCGCGCGCCUCCUCGUCCCCCCACCGCCACCACCACCUCCACCGCGUCCAGCCGGACGAGGAGGAGUCUCUGCUCUCGCCGCCCGCCGUCGCUCCUCACUCCCUUCACCUCCCUCACCCCAUGAUCCCGGGGUAUUUCGCGGCCAGGAGGGACCGCAGAGCUCUGUCCCUGGAGCUGCCCCACGUUCAGCAGGUCCCGGGAAUCCCGCACCCUCCGCCGCCGCCGCACCAUCCCGUGCCCCCCAUGUCGCUCCAUUCUCACCACAGAGGCGUGGUGAUCAGUGGAGGGGGAGACCUGGGAGGGGUUCACCAAGACUGUAACGGGAAGACUCCGCUGUCGCAGCUCCUGCAGCCCCUCCCUAGACGGCCGACCGAGCAGACGGGUGGGACAAACCCCCACAGCCACCUGAUGGCCGAUGUCUUCCCCCAGGUCAACACGCGCAGCAAAGACCGGGAGGAUCUGGACGAUGACAUUGAAUACAGCUUGUGUUUCCGCAUCCAGAAGAUGCUGGAGGCCUACAGACCAGACUGGUGCGAGACCAGAGAAGACUGGUCGGUCUUCCUUUUCUCCCCGCAGAACAAAUUCCGACAGAUGUGCCAGUCCAUCAUAGCCCAUAAGCUCUUUGACUACGUGGUGUUGGCGUUUAUAUUCUCCAACUGCAUCACCGUGGCUCUGGAGAGGCCCAAGAUCCUGCAGGGCAGCUUGGAGCGAGUCUUUCUCACCAUCUCCAACUACAUCUUCACUGCCAUCUUUGUGGGCGAGAUGACGCUGAAGGUGGUUUCCAUGGGCUUGUAUAUGGGCGAGCAGGCUUAUCUGCGGAGCAGCUGGAACAUCCUGGAUGGCUUCCUGGUUUUCGUGUCUUUGAUUGACAUCGUCGUGUCCAUGGCGGGAGGGGCCAAGAUCCUGGGAGUGCUCCGAGUACUCAGGCUGCUGAGAACACUCCGUCCUCUCAGGGUGAUCAGCAGAGCUCCAGGUCUGAAGCUGGUGGUGGAGACUCUAAUCACUUCCCUCAAACCCAUCGGCAACAUCGUCCUCAUCUGCUGCGCGUUCUUCAUCAUCUUCGGCAUCCUCGGGGUCCAGCUGUUCAAAGGGAAAUUCUUCUACUGCUUCGGCCCCGAUGUCAAAAACAUCACCAACAAGUCCGACUGUCUGCAAGCCAACUACAAGUGGGUCCACCAUAAGUACAACUUUGACAACCUGGGACAGGCUCUGAUGUCCCUGUUUGUACUCGCCUCCAAGGAUGGAUGGGUUAACAUUAUGUAUCACGGCCUGGAUGCCGUGGGUGUAGACCAACAGCCGGUCACUAACAACAACCCGUGGAUGCUGCUGUACUUCAUCUCCUUCCUCCUCAUCGUCAGCUUCUUCGUGCUCAACAUGUUCGUCGGCGUGGUGGUGGAGAACUUCCACAAGUGCCGCCAGCACCAGGAGGUGGAGGAGGCCAAGAGGCGCGAGGAGAAGCGUCAGCGGCGCAUGGAGAAGAAGAGGAGGAAAGCCCACAAGCUGCCCUACUACGCCAGCUACGGCCACGUCCGCCUGAUGAUCCACACACUGUGCACAAACCACUACCUGGACCUCAUCAUCACCUUCAUAAUCUGCAUCAACGUCAUCACCAUGUCCUUAGAGCACUACAAUCAACCUCACUCCCUGGAUCUCGCCCUGAAGUACUGCAACUAUUUCUUCACCUCCACUUUUGUGCUGGAAGCGGUGCUCAAACUCAUCGCCUUCGGGGUCCGUCGCUUCUUCAAAGACAGAUGGAACCAGUUGGAUCUGGCCAUCGUGCUCCUGUCGGUGAUGGGCAUCAUCCUGGAAGAGAUCGAGAUCAGCGCCGCCCUGCCCAUCAACCCCACCAUCAUCCGGAUCAUGAGAGUGCUGAGGAUCGCCCGAGUGCUGAAGCUGCUGAAGAUGGCUACGGGAAUGAGAGCCCUGUUGGACACGGUGGUCCAAGCCCUGCCUCAGGUGGGUAACCUGGGCCUGCUCUUCAUGCUACUGUUUUUCAUCUACGCCGCCUUAGGAGUGGAGCUGUUUGGAGAACUUGUUUGCAAUGAAGACUACCCAUGUGAGGGUAUGAGUCGUCACGCUACCUUUGAGAACUUUGGCAUGGCCUUCCUUACCUUGUUUCAAGUCUCCACGGGCGACAACUGGAAUGGCAUCAUGAAGGACACAUUGCGGGAGUGCCCGCCAGAUCACGGCACAGACGUGGACUACGCCUGCAAUCCGAGCCUUCAGUUUAUCUCGCCCAUGUACUUUGUCUCCUUUGUGCUCACCGCCCAGUUUGUGCUCAUCAACGUGGUGGUGGCCGUGCUGAUGAAGCACCUGGACGACUCCAACAAGGAGGCCCAAGAGGAGGCGGAGAUGGAUGCAGAAAUUGAGCUGGAGAUGGCCCAGGGCACCCUCUGUUGCAUGGGCGCCCCCAGUUUUGGAAGUGGGGUGCCGGACAAAGGGCUGGCUGCCGCCGCCGCAGCCGGAUCGGGACUCGGAGGCGCAGCGGGGAUCAAGGACGGAGGAGGCGCCCGGGGAGAGAGGGGUGAAGGAGGGAGGAGGAUGCAGCAGGAGGCGCAUCGGACGUACAACGCCCACGACUCCAACCAGAGCCUGUACUCGCCAGCACAAGAGAGCCAGUGGUUGGACAGCGUAUCUCUCCUCAUCAAGGAUACGUUGGAGGGGGAGAUGCUGAUGAUCGACAACCUCUCCGGUUCGGUCUUCCACCACUACUCCUCUCCUCCGCCCGUCUGCAAAGACUGCAAGGGCCACCCGCAAGAGCAGAUCAGGAUGGCAGAGAUCGAGCAGGCGUCGCUAAAAUCGGAGCAACUCUCAGACAAGUCAUCCUCCCCUGCUCUGCCCGACGACCUCAGCCUGGAUGAACAUGCUGCCUAUCAGCUGCUGCCGCAAGAGGCCAAGGGACGAUGCCAUAGUGACUCCCACAGCUCGGAGGAGGCCGGCGUUAGCGGUAGCCACGAAGGAAGUCACCAGACCGUGGUGCAGAGCCAGGUGCAGGGGUCGGGCCAACCGUGCAGGGCCCUCAGCGUUGGCAUCGAGAUGGAGACCCAGCUACAGGAGAUGGAAAUGCAAAUACACCAGACGCACAUGUGCUCGCCCGGCUGCAGCCCCGAUAAAUAUGCAGCGGCAGCCAUUCCCGUACCUCCCCGUAGCAGGAGCCUGCGCUUGGCAAGGGGCCUAAGGCUGACCUCGCCGGCCUCCUGGGCCUCAUUCCGCUCCCCUAGAGCCCACAGAAAGAUGCUCUGCACACAGUACCCUUCCCACAGUGACUCAUCCCUUGCCACAGGCAGCUCAGAGGGCAGCCUUCAGACCACCCUGGAAGAAGGACUCAGCUUCAGUGUCUCUCCGCCACAGAACUUGGAGUUGCCAUUGCCGUCGGCCACCUUACCGGUCACGUGCCCCCUCCCGCUGCCCGCACACGACACCGCCAUUUCUUCCCCGGUGCAAACCCUCAGACCGAGGCCCACGCCGUCCUCAGCUUUAACCCUCCUGGCCACCAGGGGUCACCAGCGGAGCCAGAGCAGCGGGCGAGGCAGCACCAGUCCGGGCUACACCCGGGACGACUCCAUCGACCCUUCGGACGAGGACCUGGGGAUCGGCAUCGGGUCGUCCAUCGGCGGCUGCGGCUCCAGCCAAGCGGGCAACAGUGAACACUUGUCGGAGGCGCUGAGCAGCUUGUCCCUGACGUCGCUGCUGUCCCCCAGCUCCCUGGUGUAUCCGGGAGGGGCGGUGAAGAAGUGCAACAGCACGGGAAGCCUGGACCAAGGUGGGAUGCUGUUGUCUUCCCGGGGCAGGGAAGGGCGCAGGGAGAUUCUGGGCCUGGAGCUCAUGGACCCACAGGGUUUCUUAGCCAACCCCUGGACGGGGGUACUGGUUGAUACGAGACGAGGAGAGGGACGAGGGCAAAUGGGGGACAGGGAGCAAGGGUUGAAAGGGAAGAGCUCAAGCCAAACAGCAGUAGGGCCUUGUCGGAAAAACAGAUGAAACCUACUGUUCACUCUUUCUUUGUCUCUGCAUCCCUUGGAUCUAAACCCAUUGCUGUUCCUCUCACUCUCUCUGCUUCAUCAGUGAGAGGGAGGUUUGAUGACACACGAUGUCUUGUGUUCCAAAAACCAAACCCUCAUCUUGCCCCCACAAAUCCCCCUUCUGUUCAUUUGUGACAAGCCCGUGUCCUAUUUUGUGCUACUACCCACAGAGGAGUGGUCCUGGUUAGGAGGUGGCCUGCAGAGUUGAGGCCCAAGGGCUGGAGACCGGCCCUUGCACCCUCCGGAGGAGGCCUUGGAAAGUUCUGAUCAGACUGGAGAGCCACGAGGGGGGGUCCGUUCAUAUCAGGGAGUCAACAGGAGCAGAUACAAAAAAGAGCUUAAACGCAAAGACACAACAAGGAGUCGGGGAUGUUGCUCUACUGUAGUUUCCUUUCCUCUGUGACGGCUCAGGUUCACAGAUGUUGAAAAUGCAAAAAUAGAAGCACCCAAAUCUGAAAUAGCUACCCAUGCCAACAGAGACCGUUUUUGUUUUGUUCACGUCUUGGAGGCAGUGCAGCAAAAGUAAGCGGGCGGAGGCUUUGUGACGGCGGUGGAAUAGCCCAUCGAGGCAGGAAGGAAGGAGGCCGUGAAAGGAGAAGGGCGGUUGUUCGUUUGGCUGGAAAGGCAGAGAGCGGAUCUAAUGUCCAUCUGUUCUGGCAGACGGAAACAACAGGUCCUACUCGCUCCGGCACCGGACCUUCUGCUGAGAUCAGAGUCGCAUGCGAGAUACGGGGAGGGGGCGGUGAAGGAAUGUGUGUGUUUGAGUGUGAGAAGGCACUGCCUCGGGUGUCCAAGGCAUGAAUUAAAUCAUUCUCAUCGCUGCACCAUACCUCUGCGUUCUUAAAAACACGAGCUGGGUAUUGACUGAGUUGAGGCUUUGUGCCGUUUUUUUUUUUUUUUCAAAGGUGACGGAAAAUUAAAAGAAGGUAUAACUGUACGAGGAGCGAUACGUGAAAUUGGUUGUUUUUCUUUCUAUCUCCAGAAUCUCUCACUCACUAAAUGAGUAUUAGAAGAGAGCACGGUUGGAUGGAGCUUUUACAAAAUCCAAUCAGAAGGAUGUUGCAUGGAGGCAGCUUUGUGUGCUCCCCAAACAAGGUUCACGGCUACUUUGAAAAAAAUAAAAUAAAAUAAAGAAAAGAAACUUCAAGCACACUCCUCCUUUUGACACCACUUCCUCUCACCCACCGUGGUUAAGGAUUCAAGAUGACGGGACAAAGGGACCUUUGGAUGCAUGAUGGGAUUGCUUUUUUUAAAAUCUAUAUACAGAAGUGUAUCGAGAUGUCAAUGUCGGGUGAUAACCAUGUGAUUUAUAUUCCACUAUUUUUGUAGAAAAGAGAAUAGGCACGUGCAAGUGUUGCCGCUAGUUUGUCCCGAUUUAAUUUGACCCAUGCAGUGUCUUCGACUUGUUGUCUAGGACUUUUUUUGUCUGCCAGUGGCUUCCAGUUUUAUAACAUUUUUUAAGCUGUGGACAAGUGUAUAAAACAACGAAGCAAAAAAUUUCAAACUCUGUGCGCUGAAGUGAUUGUUCCCUCCAGCACAUUUCUCUCUGGGAACGCUGAUUCCUCGAGGGUUGUUUUUUUUUUUUUUUUCCUUUUCCUUUUUCAGAUGUUGGCGUCUCAGUGGACAACCAGAGAUGGGAACAGCCAUAUUCACUCACCACACAGGGACCCGUCAAGACUCACGGACAUUCCUGCACAUGGGGGGGCGGGCAGGGGGGUGGGGGGCUUCGUUUGCUUUUAGCCUCCUAUGCUAAAAAAAAGAAAAAAUGAAAAAGAAAACGAACAGCUUGAACCAUCUCUUUAUGAAAGCUUUAAUUUGGGAGUUACACCACAACAUAUCGGACACGUUAGUGUUCCUUAAGCAUGGGAUUGCAAUACAGUAUGCUUAUUCUUGAAACCCUGAUGCACUCAUCCUUUCUUCCCCCACAUCAUCUCUUCACACACACACAGUAUGUUGUAGCAAACCCUUCCUUCCUUCCUUCCUUCCUUCCUUCCUUCCUUCCUUCCGCACAUUAUAGUUUUGAAUCAAAAGACUGUAUCGGGCGAACACAAUUUUGCAUCUUUUAAAUGCAAACCUAUUUCGCUCCAUCCGAGAAAAAAAAACGGAGACGCUCAUGUUUAAGCCUGAUUUCUAGAGGUAGACUGUUGCAUCCCGAGUGUUUCGAUCAUUGCCUUGCUUUUUAACUUUCUCAAAAAGGACGAGGCGAUGUGAGAAAAUCCGAGGGUUUGACUUUUUUUUUUUUUUUAUCAUGCAAAAUCACUUUGAUGACUAUGAGAGACUCGUGUGUGUGUGUGUGUGCGUGAGCGUGUGUGUUUGUGUGUGUGUGUGCGUUUAUGACUUCAGGUGAAGUGAUUGCCUUUUCCUGAAGUGUCCUGUUCGUCAGCGAGGAUUCCUGAGGUUAAAGGUCGAAGACGGAAAAAAAAAAAAAAAAAAAAAACGCGAAGCAACCAAGGGCUGUUUUAGCUUCAAAGAUAUAUCCUCCUAUCUUUCUGAGACAAAUCCUUGUGUCAGUGAAUAUGGCAUCAAAGGUUAAAGCCUGAUUACACAGCAAUAAAUGUUCUACGUGUGUGCCCUGUGUAAACGAUGUCAAUGUGAUUUUUAUCUCCUCAGAAUACAGCCGUAUUCACCACUCUCUGUUUUUUGCUUCUGCUUGUCUGAACUAACGACCCACCAGACGGCCGCCCUCUCCGCGGGCCGGUCCGCGGAACAAGGGGGGACGGGCUCUAAUUGGAACCAAGUGAACAAAUGAGGUUGUUGAACUCAGGUCGGGGGGUAAAAACCACUAGAGAACAUUUUUAAAGAUAGCUGUAAAGUUGUGCUCAGACUGAACACAAAGCAAACGUUUGUUUUUAUUUUUUUUGUUCGCACAAAUUCGCUCGAGAUGCUAAAAAAUGCAAACAACGUGCGUGUGAGCAGAGUGUGCCUUCGUACCGUAUGUGUUUACUGUAUCUUUUUCCUCCUUGAUCAACGGCAGAAGCACACUUUUUUUCCAACCUUUUCCGAUUCUGCUUUGUACGCAGUCCGAAAAAUGUUUUGCUUUGUCUUCGGCCUGAACACACCUUACGAGUGUACAAUUCACGUUUGUACAUAUCUUUGUAUUUUGAUCUGCAUGUGUGCAUUGCUGCCAGUGACCCUGAAUAUAUCGUUAGUAUGCAUUUCAUAAAAUUGUACAAAGUUGAAAGGGAAUGCCCCAGUGUUUUUGACUGCUGCUAAUGAAACCACUAAAAGUCAGUCACAGAGGAACAAAAUGAAAAAAAUGCUUUUUCUUCCAACAUGUGACGAUAUCAAAUAUUACAUCUGAUGUAAUAUUAAAAUGCGCUACAUCUUUAUAUCUGGUGGUUUUAUAAGUAUUUGACAUGACAGCGAGGGGAGAGGGGAGAGUCAGGAUAAUCAGGAAGUGUGCAGACCUGACACCGAUGGAGCAAAAUUACCAGACAGUGCAGGAGAUAGAGGUAGUAAGACGCCUCAGACUUCUUCAGACAGCUUGUCAUCAGCGGCUUUGCCAAGAGGGAGCACAUUAGUCAUGCACGCUGAACUCAGAGGUGUUGUUUACCUCACACCCUCAGCCAGCUAGCAAGCCAGACCCUCCGCCUCACCUCACCACUCAAAACCAGUCCUCCUUCCAGGCCCCUGUCCUUCAAAUGCCACUGCAGGGUGGAGGUUUGAAGGUUCGGGUUUGUGCACAUGUCUCCGAGGCCUUCAGUGCGCCCGUGCAUGCUAACGUGAGUGGAUAUCUGCGAGGUCUUUCGAGAAGUAAAUAAUAAAACUGGUUUGCAGAAAAGA